Molecule: messenger RNA, 1600 nt
Organism: Nematostella vectensis (starlet sea anemone)
Lineage: Eukaryota; Metazoa; Cnidaria; Anthozoa; Actiniaria; Edwardsiidae
Product: sclerostin domain-containing protein 1
Exons: 2
Coding region: 236-805 (189 amino acids)
Biological process (GO): negative regulation of BMP signaling pathway; negative regulation of Wnt signaling pathway
Molecular function (GO): BMP binding
Source: RefSeq, a predicted model, not a curated record
AAGCUGGUGUGGGUAUUGUCUUCGUACCAGUUUUUCCCGUGGCACUAAUUACUCCAAGUGCUGCAUGUGUAGCGAGAGCGCUGUUUCGAUUGGCUGAUUUUGAUUGCGAGUGCGAGGCGCCUCUGAAUCAACUAUUGACAUUUGUAGUCACAGCGAGUUUUCUACGGGCAAUUUUUUUGACAACUUACGCCUCGGAAGCAAUUACCAAACGCCGUGUGUAUGACCCUCCAAAGUCAUGAAGUUGUCAGCUACCUGGUGGUGCUGUAGGUUUGCCGUUGGAUUGUUUAUUCUCUCCUUGUGCUGCGGUAGUGGUUUGAGUCAUAAGCAUGUGAGGCCCGAACGUCUUACUCCAACAACAAAGCCUCGUGCUCCCAACACUUCCAACACGAGUCAUGGCGCGAAAACAGUCGAGGAAAACGACCUUGUCUUGGAACAGCCAAAACAACAAACAGGUAUCCUAAACCUUGGGUGCGUUGGCAUCAGAAUAAAGCGCUACGUUUCGAAUGGAUUUUGCACAAGCAAUAGAGCAAUCAAAGAUAUGAUUUGUGAAGGCAGAUGCCUCCCAAUGGACGAAUUGCCUUUUUUCCCUGAUUAUUCCAAGGUUUUAAGUGCGACAAAGCGAGAAUGGAGAUGUGUACCCGAUCGCAAACGAAGGCGAAAUGUAAAUGUCACGUGUAACGAUGGAACUAAACGAAAGUACAGAAUUCUUGUCGUUCGAUCUUGCAAGUGCAAAAGGUAUACAAGAAAACAGAACAUGACAAACGCUGGUGGCCAGCCUGAAAAUAAGAAGUCAACAAAACGGUGAAAGCAGAAAAAAACGAUUUAAAGCGUAACGUCAUCACACUUGGAAGCAGUAGUCUCUAAAUAGGGGCAGAGCUUCCCACACGAAAGGGCAAGAAAGGAAAAAAUCAACUACAAACUGGGAUAUUCAUUUGGACAUGUACAAUAAAAAAAAAAACCUGUACAAAGCUCUUCCAUAGAAGUGUUAGGAUACAGCCGAAAUAACGUGCGAAAGAAGAUGUAUAUUUUAUGAGUAUAGCAGCCAAGCGCGCUAUUUUGAACUCUAUGCACCGCCAGCCUUGGCUAAAGGUUGCAAAAACACCUCGUGUUUUGGUCCAUGAAAAACAGGUAGAUUAUAGACAUAACACGUGUUACGAGUAAACACGGGAAAAAAAAUAUUAGCUAUUAAUAACGACUGAUGAAUAUGUUUAUAUUCUGAGGUGCGAAAUGGCAACCUGCCCAAAUUGGGCCAACGUAUAGUACAGUAGCAUGUAGUACUAUCUGUUCUGAUGUUGUACGAGACUUAUUUAAAUAUAUUCCAAGAGAAUACUAAAGAAAACAAUACAGUAUAUGUUAUUCUAUGUCAGUGGCAAAGCUCGACCAAUACUAAUCCUUAAAUAAAAUAAGAGAAGGAAUUUAGCUCCGAUUGAGAAAGGGCUAUGCCUUCAGAUGUUCCGUUAGUUCGUUGAUGUGAUGUAAAUAGUAAUGGUGCGCUGGCUAACAGACACCAGGGCCUGCACAGCGAUACAAAUAAGUUCUAUGCCUGUAUAUUGUAACUGCGUAAAGACCCCAUAUUGAAUAAAGUUUAUAUUAAAUACUA